Molecule: messenger RNA, 588 nt
Organism: Rotaria sordida
Lineage: Eukaryota; Metazoa; Rotifera; Eurotatoria; Philodinida; Philodinidae
Source: the annotation of a GenBank genome assembly
AUGCAUAUCACAGCAUAUUUUGUUUUUAUAUUGGUUCUUCUGACAAGCGUUGUUCAAUGUCCAGGUGGUGGUGGUGGAAGAGGAGGUGGUGGAGGAUUUAGCAAAGUAACUGGUCAAGGAGCAGAUCAUGCCGGUAACUUUACAAUUGUUGGUAGUUUUUCUUUGCAAAAUCUGCGACUAGCUCUAUCACAGAAAAAUAUAAGUCGAUCUGUUUUCCAAUUGAUUCAACUACAAUUUGGUCGAGAACCACGUUUACCUACUGAUGAACCUUCAUCAUCAUUUACUUUCAAUAAAUCAAAUGAUUAUUAUGUACAAUUGAAAAAAAAUCUGUUGAUAAUACAACAACCCGCACGUGAUAAUAUUAUUCAUCGACAACGACAAUACAAGAUUAAUUAUGACAAACAACGUCCAGAUCCACAUUAUGAAAUCAAUGAUCCAGUACUGAUUAAAAUUCAUGGAAUAAAAAAAAAACUAGAACCAACAUAUUCGAUUACACCAAAAAUAAUUAUUAGGAAACAACAUCCAAUUGAUUGGGUCAAAGAUGAAAAACCACAGGUCGAAUCCAGAGUACAUGUUAAUGAUAUUUGA